AUGACCCCUGGGGUUCCCUCGCGCUCUGCGAAUGCGAGACCCCCGUGCGCCGCCUCCCUCCUCCUUCGGGGAGGCCCUUCCUGCCUGCGCAUCCCGGGCUCUCGGCCAGGGCUUGGCGGCCGCCUGAGCUUCUGCCACUCAUCCAUCCACCCGGCCUCUCGCCCUCCAUCCCCGGGAGGCGGCGGCGGCGGCGGGGGCUGCCGGGAUCCCGGCGGCUCUUCCGCGCAGACCCCGCGCAGCCUGCCUGCGCCCCCGCGGAGAUCGGAGAGCAGGAUGGAGCCCGGGGAGGAUCCCCGCAGAGUCGGCGCUGGACGAGCUCCGGAGGCGGAGGCUGCCCCCCAGACCCCCACCCCGGUUGAUGCGCCGCGGCAGGAGGUGACCUUAGAGGAUGUCGCCAUCAGCUUCUCCCGCGAGGAGUGGUCCAUGCUGGACGGGUGGCAGAAGGAUCUGCACCAGGAAGUGAUGCUGGAGAAUUUCACGCUGCUUCUUUCCGUGGGCCGUUCUAUUCCUCUGGUGGAGUUGUCAUCCUUCAUCAAUCAGCCGGAAGGAAAUAUUGAGGACCAGAAUCUUGGCGGGGCUGAUGGGGAGGACACAGCCAGCGAGGACGCAUCCGAGCUGGAGGGACCCUGGGACCUGGAGGACCUGGAUGAGGAGGGAGAGAGUUGCCUGACCCCAGCUAGCAACCAGGACGGUGAGCAUCCCAGCAGCCUCCACCUUUGCGCUCUCAUGAAGCUGGUGGAGGAAAUCCCAGAGUUUCUCUACGGACACACGAAGGCCGCCGGAGACCUCACCCCGGACGCCAUGGAAGCUGAGGUUCCUGCCAAGGAGGCGCCAGCCAGCAGUGUUAAAAGGGAAGCACCGCUGGAGAGCUUGCACCCUUUGGGCCGGCAGGGAGAUAUGGCAGAGCCCGCCACCUUGGGCGUUCCCAGCCAUCCUGGCACACCGGCCAGCGCCACCGAGGGAGACGGGCAGGAUUCCCAUAUCCAAGCAGACACAACGGCGGGAGGGUCCCCCAUCCUCGAUGACGGUACAAAUGAUGGAGGACGGAAGGACUGGGCUGUGGACAGGGCUGCUGCUCCUCCUCAAGCCACGCCCACCAAGCCUCUGGCCACGGGAGAGGCGGAGCCAAACAGAGGAGGUCCCGGAGAACGCCCCCAUGGAGCAGAAACUGCUGCAGAUCCCAGCCACAAACCUCUGCUAAAUUCCUGGAAGGAAGGAGGAGCAGAGUCGGCUGAUGCUCUCGGUGCAUCUUUCAGUAGCUCUUUAUCAAGCUGCUCUUCUGGGGGAGACAUGGCGCGGCCCAAGUCCCUGGAUCCAAGAGCCUGCCAAGAAGGCGUUUCGAAGUGCUCGCACCCAAGCCUCACGCAAGCCUGUCUUGGCGGCCCUUCCCCAAACGACGACGCAGCUUCUUGUUCUUCUCUCUCAGAAACGGCGGCAGAGGAGAAGCCCCUGCAAGGGCUGCUGAAGUGCCUGAAGGAACUGAUCGUCCACCAGCCCUCUCACACAUCCCGCAGGAACCCUAGCAGCGGCCAGCAGCCAGCCCUGCAGCAGAAGAUGAGGGAAGGGACCUGUGGGUCUCUCCCUGGCCAAGUUAAAAUUGAAGCCGUGGAUGAGGAACUGUCUGCCCCUAGCCCGGAAAACGCUGCUGCACGAGGUGGAUCCAGCCCUCCGGCUGCUCCCUUAGGUCGUGUUUCCACCUUCCAGACUGAAGGAGGCAGGAGAAGAAGCCGGUCAGAGGCAAAGGACAGGAACAUCUUUGCAGUGGUUAAAGUGGAAGCGAGGAGCAGCAGCCCUUCACUUCAGUACCCGGACAGACCUGACCAUCCUCUCAGUCCAUGUGGAGCCCCAGGCAACGAGGGGGCGGCCGAGGACCUGGGCAUCAAAAUUAAAAUGGAAGAACCAUCUGAGGACCUUGUGCGAGACCGGAAGGAAGUCUCCGAGGAGGAGCGAGUCCUGGCACCUAGCCUCCCCGACGGAUCCCUCUCUCAUAGCAGCCCGGAGACAGGGAUGGACUUGGGGAUGUGGGUCCCAUAUUCGGAGGCCUGGAGCCCAGUGACCAGCCCUCUCCAUGGGCUCCUGAACUGCCUGAAGGACAUCCCUGACCCCAGGCCUCAGCCCUCCCGAGCCGUGGCUGUAAAAAGAGGAGGAGGAGGAGGAAAAGAGCGAAGGAAAGGAGGAAAGAGAGGAAGAUUAGGUAUGCCCUCUGGGUGGUGGGCGAGGGUGGGAGAGGCUUGGGAGGUGGCAGGGAGCCUCUCAAGUCUUAGAAGUGGGCCUGGGUGGCCUGGCACCCAUUUUUAA
This is a messenger RNA of Lacerta agilis (Sand lizard), 2298 nucleotides long. RefSeq names its product KRAB-A domain containing 1 (gene KRABD3). The transcript is spliced from 14 exons. Lineage: Eukaryota; Metazoa; Chordata; Lepidosauria; Squamata; Lacertidae. Gene Ontology annotation, biological process: regulation of DNA-templated transcription. Bases 1 to 2298 code for a protein of 765 amino acids. The record is from RefSeq and is a predicted model, not a curated record.